Mustela erminea (ermine) is the source of this 3201-nucleotide messenger RNA. RefSeq names its product potassium channel tetramerization domain containing 21 (gene KCTD21). The record is from RefSeq and is a predicted model, not a curated record. NCBI's taxonomy places the organism in Eukaryota, Metazoa, Chordata, Mammalia, Carnivora, Mustelidae. Gene Ontology annotation, molecular function: cullin family protein binding; histone deacetylase binding. Gene Ontology annotation, biological process: ubiquitin-dependent protein catabolic process; protein homooligomerization. The transcript is spliced from 2 exons. Bases 119 to 901 code for a protein of 260 amino acids.
GCGCUGGCCGCCCGCGGAGGGGAGGCUGCAGAGCGAGGGCAGGAGGUGGGUGCGGCGCGGCGGGGGACGCGGGGCUCAGAGACAGUCGGACUAUUUUCCAGAAUCGCGGCCUCCUGCCAUGUCUGACCCCAUCACACUGAACGUCGGGGGGAAGCUCUACACAACCUCACUGGCAACCUUGACCAGCUUCCCCGACUCCAUGCUGGGCGCCAUGUUCAGUGGGAAGAUGCCCACCAAGAGGGACAGCCAGGGCAACUGCUUCAUCGACCGCGAUGGCAAAGUUUUCCGCUACAUCCUCAACUUCCUGCGCACCUCCCACUUGGACUUGCCGGAGGACUUCCAGGAGAUGGGCCUGCUCCGAAGGGAGGCUGACUUCUACCAGGUACAGCCCCUCAUUGAGGCCCUGCAGGAGAAGGAGGUGGAGCUCUCCAAGGCCGAGAAGAACGCCAUGCUCAACAUCACCCUGAACCAGCGGGUGCAGACGGUCCACUUCACCGUGCGCGAGGCCCCUCAGAUCUACAGCCUCUCCUCGUCCAGCAUGGAGGUCUUCAACGCCAACAUCUUCAGUACCUCUUGCCUCUUCCUCAAGCUCCUGGGCUCCAAGCUCUUCUACUGCUCCAAUGGCAAUCUCUCCUCCAUCACCAGCCACUUGCAGGACCCCAACCACCUGACUCUGGACUGGGUGGCCAAUGUGGAGGGCCUCCCAGAGGAGGAGUAUACCAAGCAGAACCUCAAGAGGCUCUGGGUGGUGCCAGCCAACAAGCAGAUCAACAGCUUCCAGGUCUUUGUGGAAGAAGUGCUGAAAAUCGCCCUGAGUGACGGCUUCUGCAUCGAUUCUUCUCACCCACAUGCCGUGGAUUUUAUGAACAAUAAGAUUAUUCGAUUAAUACGGUACAGAUAAAAGGACCCCAGCAGCACUGGAGGGGGGCUCCCAAGAAGCUCCAUGUCAGCCAAGAUCUUGGAGAGUGUCUCGCCAGUGGUGGGAGCCAGGGCGCUACACUAACCUGUAUUAAUCACGUAGCAGGACUUGAUUCCCCCCACAAUGCAGUCUCCCUGUACGAAUCCAUGUGUCCUCUCCAUGGAGCCACCUUUUCCUUGCCACUUGGAGCUAGAGAUGGGCAGUUGGUCAUGACAAGCAAAGUGUCUGCCAGUGUGUCCAAAAGGCCACAGGAGGGCUUGCUGGCUACAGAGGAAUGGCGGGUUCUUCACAGGCACCGGCUCUCUCUGUACCAUUAGGCAGUGCCUCCCCAAGCCGUCUAUGAAAGGAGCCUCUGGUGAAGGGGUCCCACCAGGUCCCCAGGACGUUAAGUCACCUGAGAGUCCCAUGCCGCCUGCUCCUCUGUCCCAAGGAUGCACCCGGAACCUUGGACUUGUUUGCUCAGGGACAGCCAGGUUGGGCCAGCUUGGAAGUGAGAUUUCAGAGCUGCGUUUUGGCCUCCACUGUGGCGGGGAGAGAUUGGAGCUGUGGCACGGCCUAGCAGAGUGAGUGUCCAGGCCGGGUUUAGAGGAUAGGGCUGUCCCUCUUGACUGGGCCAAAUGUAGACGUUUGGGGACUUCUCACUUCAGAAAUGAGCUGCUGUCCCUGUGAAGAUUUUAAAGUAUCUGGAGCCAAUGCAAUGAAAGGCCUUUCGUAACACAGACUGUUAAUGUGACUUUUGUAAUCCUUUCCUCCAAAGAAUUUGAAGUAUCAUUGAAAUAGGUCAUUUUACACAAAUAAUAUUAGGGACUCUCAGGGUUGGAAAAUAAUCCAGUGGUCACUUUGUCCUCCCCGGCCCCCAGCAUGCCCCAGGCCAUUUGGGGCUGAGUGCUCUCCCCAACACCUUCAAGUCCUCACAUAUCCCUGCUUGCAUAUUUCCAGUAACAGGAAGCUCGUCAUGCCCAGGGCAGUCCCUGCCAUGGUUGAGCCAGCGCUGUUAAAAAGCCCUUCCUUACAUCAAACCGAAAUCUGUCCUUCCACUUCCGUUUUCCAGUAUUGGUUCUAGACCUUCCUUCUCUCCCAAAUGUGUACUUUCUCUUUCAAAACAGUCACUCUUAUUAAGAAGCCAGACCUGUCUCCUAUCAUUACUUCACAUUAGGACUCCCCCCUGGGAUUUGUCUUCAGAACCAAGGUCAGCCCCCGGCCAUCCCUUGUCAGGCCGCCCCAUUUCAUGAUGGUUUUGUUUGUGAUCCCCAUUCCACCCACCUUCUCACCAGCCAUGGCUCCACAUAGCUUUUGACCACUUCCUGUUGGAGGAUGAAGAUGCCUUCCCAAGAAAGUGUUGCCAGAGGAAGGAGACCAGGGGCUCGCUGGGCAGUGUGCAGCAAGGAGCCCAGGAGUGGGCUGAACCAUACCCCUGCUCUAAGAGGAAGUGUCCAGCCCCUAUGACACUACUCUGAGAGAAGUGGCCUUCCCCUGGGGUACUGUUCCUCUCAUAACCAGCCCUGGGACCCCCUUGGGGGAAGGUCCUGGGCAAGACACACCAAGCCAGCACUCCGCAGGAGGUGAUGAACAGUGCAGGCCUCAAAACUGCCCAUUAUGAUUCAUCCCUGGAGUAUGGCCUUGGAAGUCCCACAGUCUUCCCCAUUGGGCAGGGGCCUUCAGACAAAACUAGGGGAGCCUAGUGACACAGUCCCUCCCAGGAGAUGGGCUGAGGACGGGGCUUCCCAUAGUUACACCCUGGGAGUAGGAAGAUGGUAUGCUGGGCUGCCUCUGUUACGAAAUAAAGGCCUUUUCCACCUAGAGUGGGACUCUGGAGUCUCUGACAGCUGUCCCAGGCCACCAGGCCAAUGGUACUCAAAAAGGUCACUCAGGAGAACCCGGAUCAGAACAGGCAGCAGAAGCUGUGAUCACAACAAAACAAUUUAAGGAAGAAAUCUCAUAAAUCACCGCUUGCCCCUUCUUCCUCCAUAAAAUGUCUCUCUCUCCAUCUUUUCGGUGCUUCUUAAUUCAUACAGCUCAAUGUUAGAGAAAGUAAACGACCUGUAAAGCCACUAAUGUGCUGUGUGACUGUGCAAGUCACUCACCUCACUGAGCCACCUCCAUUUCUUUGUCUGUGAAAUGGGCAUAACAAUAAUACAUAACCCUACCUACCUCACAGGGCUGUUGUGAGGAUCAAACGAAAUAAUAUAUGUGAGACUACAGUAUACAUGAUAAAUGACGUUGCUCUUUUGUGUCUGCUUAUAAAGAAAAGGAAAAAAAAAAAAACCCUGGCCUUGGCUGAC